CCUCCCGCGAGCACUCGACCGGCCCCGCCCACGCGCACCGGACCCACGGCAGACCACUUGCAGCACUUCGCACACUUGGCCGACGCAACAUCCCACCCUCCAGAUACGCGCAUCUUUUAGAUUUGUCAACCAAAAGAAGUAAGAGGGGAGUCACUUUCAGAAGACAGAACUUCAGGGCACGGUGAAUUUCAGUAUUAUAUUAACACAGGCCAACUAGAUACGAGUAGCUGUGCCAAUCGCCACUUCGAAGCUCUCCGAAAAUUCUAAACUCCUAGUUAAAUUUUAGAGCCAAAGCACCAACGGCAAGGCUUAGAAGUGUGUGGGUCUGAAAAGCAAACUCAAAUUUUCCGUCAGAAGUCAGCAAUGUCUAGCGUGGCGACAAUGGUGCUCGUGACAGUGGCGGUGCUGGCGCGCCUGCAGCUGGCCUGGGGCGCGCCCCGCUCUGUGGCUGGCUCCACCUCUGACGGCGAAGGCCCGCGGACGGACGCGGAGCUGCUGCGGCAGGCGUCUGCCGCGGCCAGCCUGCACGAGCGCUCGCUGCGCCACUUCGUCUCUCCGAGGACCCGCCGAGCCAUCCAUCAUCACGCCAGUCUCAAGCAUCACCGGCCGGUGCUGGCGCGCGACGCCGGGGAGCUGGCGCUGUGCAAGUACGCGGUGCACGUGGACGCUGAGGACGAGGGCAGCACGGAGGAGGGCGUGGCGUGGCGCCGCGUGCCCGCCACCAUCACCGAGAUCGAGUGCCGCGCGCAGGGCUGCCGCUGCACCGAGGCGGGCGACUACCGCUGCACGCAGCUCACCGGUGUGCUGCAGGUUGCCUACGUGGACGCCGCCACGGGGCGCCUUAUCGACACGGCUCGCCGAGACGUCCGCGCCGGCUGCGUCUGCGCCGCGCGCGCCGCGCUCCACGUGCAGGCCUACCCCGCCGGCGUCGACGUCUGAACCCUCUCUCCUACCUUACACGUCGCUGGCAGACUGAGUAGCUGUAGUACUUUAGAAACGUAAACGCGUGGCAUGACAUUUUCUCGCGCUCUCAGUCGCCUCGAGGACCGGUGCGCCUCGCCCAGUUUCGACAAUGGUCGAGGUGCACUCGGGUGAAAACACGAAGACGCGACUGGUAGCCCGAAAAAAAUUUGUUAGCCUGUAGAUGUCUCAUUGGCUGUGAGUCGAGCGAUGCUACUAAUUUAUUUUCUACCGUAUUUAUGACUUAUUUAUUGACGUCGUACCGAACAUGUAGUGGACUACUGCUAGGGCAGUCGCGUUAAGUAGUCGCAGUUUUUUCCACGACUGCUGCUCAAUAUUUAUUCCUCGUUGUUGCAUCUUUCCUUUAAUUUACAUUUCAUCGUGUACCAAUAACACAACAAACUGUUAUUUAAAAAGACCACCAGCCUAACAAAUUUAGUAAAUGUGACGUAAAUAAUUAGCUAUUGUAAUUCAACACUCUGACAACGCUACAAUUAGUAUCAUAUAAGAACUCUCACAAUAUAAAGGAAUGUUAUCAACGAGC
This is a messenger RNA of Schistocerca nitens (vagrant locust), 1504 nucleotides long. RefSeq lists its product as uncharacterized. Lineage: Eukaryota; Metazoa; Arthropoda; Insecta; Orthoptera; Acrididae. The coding region runs from base 364 to 939 and encodes 191 amino acids. The transcript is spliced from 2 exons. The record is from RefSeq and is a predicted model, not a curated record.